AUGUCCGAAAGCGCUUUCAAGACUCUCCUCCUCUUCCUCCUUGUGAGCUCAGGGAACUGCUUCUUCACGAUGCAGUUCAGCGACUGGGACCCGCAGAAGAUGUCGACAGAGCUGCACGAGCAGCGGGAUAGCAGCCUUGCAAGCAUUGGGCAGAGGAUCGAGGAUGUGAAGCUCGAGGGCUUGAAGACUGACAACCUCCUCGCCUGCGACGCCUACGGCGGGACAGAUCUCAAGGAUGAAGGGUCGGGGAUGAAAGUGGACAGAGCAGAACAGGGACAAGGCGAUGUAACAAGACUUAACUCAGCGCGAGAGUGUGAAACAGAGAAUGAUUAUGAGCAGCGUUUCUUUGCACUCAUGCCAGGGAACAUGCCUGUUGGUAUGGAGCAAAACGUACAUAACAUCGGAUCAAGGAUGGUCAAGCUCGAAUCAGGAAUCGAGAACAUCGGAUCAAGGAUG
Guillardia theta CCMP2712 is the source of this 456-nucleotide messenger RNA. RefSeq lists its product as hypothetical. The annotation marks the transcript as partial. Lineage: Eukaryota; Cryptophyceae; Pyrenomonadales; Geminigeraceae. The transcript has 4 exons. The record is from RefSeq and is a predicted model, not a curated record.